AAGAGUGCAAAGAAAGGAAUAUUAAAAGUUAAAGAGAUCAAAGUUUUCUCAUCAAAGAGGAGGUAACAUAUGGAGGAGGCACAUAAGGGGGAGCAACACAAAGAGAAAGGAGGAAAAGAAGUGAGGUACCGUGGUGUGAGAAAGAGGCCAUGGGGUAAGUAUGGUGCAGAAAUUAGAGACCCUACAAAACCUACGGGAAGACAAUGGUUAGGAACAUUUGACACAGCAGAAGAAGCAGCUAGAGCUUAUGAUCGUGCAGCCAUUGAAUUGAGGGGUGGUCUUGCAAUCCUUAAUUUCCCUGAAGUGUACGAUUCUCAUCUCCCUUUUGUGUUAUCAAACCCUUCUGCCACUGCCAAUGGAAGUUCUUUUGCUGCACAACGCAAGGAAGUCAUUGAGUUCGAGUGUUUGGAUAACAAAGUGUUAGAAGAUCUUCUUGAGUUAGAAGUGAAGAGAAGGAACUGAACGAUUACCUUUUUUGAGCCCAUUUUUUUUUCACCUUGUAUUAUUAAUAUAUGAACUUGUGUUUUAAUCUAGGGUUCAUGUUCAUCAAAUUCAUUUCCAAAAUUCUUCAUCCCCAACCCCCACUUUUUAGGGUCUUUUCACAUUGAUUGAAUUAAACUGUGUAUGGUUUUAAAAUCUCAUGGAACCAAAUCUUACGAUAAUAUAUAGCAAUAUAGCAUCUUCCUAAUAAAUAUUUAAAGUGAUAUCGUGGUGCCUUCCUGAGGAAAUGGAUGACCAAGUUUUUGUUU
Molecule: messenger RNA, 749 nt
Organism: Cajanus cajan (pigeon pea)
Lineage: Eukaryota; Viridiplantae; Streptophyta; Magnoliopsida; Fabales; Fabaceae
Product: ethylene-responsive transcription factor ERF098
Biological process (GO): regulation of DNA-templated transcription; ethylene-activated signaling pathway
Molecular function (GO): DNA binding; DNA-binding transcription factor activity
Source: RefSeq, a predicted model, not a curated record